Rhizophagus irregularis DAOM 181602=DAOM 197198 is the source of this 571-nucleotide messenger RNA. The record is from RefSeq and is a predicted model, not a curated record. NCBI's taxonomy places the organism in Eukaryota, Fungi, Glomeromycota, Glomeromycetes, Glomerales, Glomeraceae.
CCAGAAACUGAACCUAUGUUCCUUAGAUAAUAGAUUUGUAAUUUAACCACUACUUUUGGGAGCUCUACAUGGACAAAGGAAAUCCCGAAAACCCAUGUCAUAUUGUACUCCCGUACAGUCAGUUUGAAACUAGAAAUAAUGAACCCAAUUCCUCCAUGCGCCAGGUGUCAGUUGGUGAUGAAAUCGAUGAAACACAUGGGCGUUGCAGAGGUCCACUCAUGAUAGUUGACAUGAUCCCGAAAUCUGACCGUAACCACAUUGCAACCUCACUUGGCCUUGAGCUCCAAGAUGGAGAUCAAAAUGAUGAUAUCGGUUAUAUGAAAAAAAAGUUCUUGUCUGUUAUAUUGAAGAAGUUGGUGAUUAUGGAUUUGACCAUAUCAUUGUCAUCGGGGAACGCUACUGGACUCCUUUUUAUGGACUGCUUCGGCCGCGUGUUUGAUUUGGAUUCUAUGGGUAAUGUAUUAUGGUUACUUGGCGAUUACUCCAAAAGAGUGGAAAGAGUGACAAAAGGACUCAAGACUGGCCGGGGGUACCAUGGAUUCCGGUGGAAUUGUUAUUGAAACUAAGGAUU